Schistocerca cancellata (South American locust) is the source of this 387-nucleotide messenger RNA. RefSeq names its product RNA-binding protein 1-like. Bases 1 to 387 code for a protein of 128 amino acids. Gene Ontology annotation, cellular component: nuclear speck. The transcript has a single exon. The record is from RefSeq and is a predicted model, not a curated record. Gene Ontology annotation, molecular function: RNA binding. Gene Ontology annotation, biological process: mRNA splicing, via spliceosome. NCBI's taxonomy places the organism in Eukaryota, Metazoa, Arthropoda, Insecta, Orthoptera, Acrididae.
AUGUCUCGUUACAGGGAAUGGGAUCCUUCAUGCAAAGUGUAUGUUGGAAAUUUAGGAAGCAGUGCUUCUAAAUACGAAAUUGAAUCUGCGUUCAGCAAGUAUGGCCCUUUGAGAGACGUGUGGGUUGCAAGAAAUCCACCAGGCUUUGCAUUCGUAGAGUUCGAGGAUGCGAGGGACGCCGAGGAUGCUGUUAGAGGAUUGGAUGGCAUGAGGAUGUGUGGAACACGUGUGAGAGUUGAAAUGUCCACCGGCGGUAGUCGACGACCAGUUAACUCUGGCCGAAGGCGCUCAAGAUCACGGACGCCACGCAGACGCUCUCACAGCCGCUCAAGAUCCCGCAGCCGCACUCCAAGGCGCUCUCGUUCGGAUUCAAGAGAUAGAAGAUGA